Molecule: messenger RNA, 1044 nt
Organism: Aspergillus mulundensis
Lineage: Eukaryota; Fungi; Ascomycota; Eurotiomycetes; Eurotiales; Aspergillaceae
Product: DUF3431 domain-containing protein
Exons: 3
Coding region: 1-1044 (347 amino acids)
Source: RefSeq, a predicted model, not a curated record
AUGUUCUUCCUCUUCAGCGGAGUCAACAGCCCGCGCCGCCGCAACCGAGAGAAAGCGAUCUUUCUAACCAUCUUCAUCAUCUUCGCCUUAUACCUGCUCUUCUUCUCGAACACAUCACCUCACAAACAUGCAGACCCUACGAUAUACGAUCCCGAAGCUCUGGGUGGCCCGAAUCGAGACCCGCACUCGGGUCAGGCAACGCCCGCGCGACAGUCAGCGCCCAUCCGGAAAAGCAUGGUCGUGGCUAGUAUGAAGAGCGACGACGUCUCGUGGUUGCAUAAGUUCUUCCCGGACUACCAUAAGAGCAUCUAUGUGGUGAAUGAUAAGAAGGCUCAGUUGACAGUGAGCCAAAACAAGGGGCGGGAGUCGAUGGUAUAUUUGACAUACAUCAUCGAUAAUUAUGAUAACCUCCCCGAUUCGAUCCUCUUUAUCCAUCCCCAGCGGUAUCAAUGGCACAACGACGAUCCGUACUACGAUGGCGUCCCGAUGCUGCGCAAUUUUCAGCUUGGCUACCUCGAGAAACAAGGAUACGUUAACCUGCGUUGCGCCUGGCUCUUGGGAUGUCCGGCCGAGAUUCACCCCUUGACCGAUACACACCGCGAGGCAGUUCAUGCUGGCGAAUACUUCAAGAACGGUUUUAUGGAGCUCUUUCCUGGAGUCGAAGUCCCCGAGACCGUUGGUGUCUCUUGUUGCGCCCAGUUCGGUGUCACAAGCUGGAAGAUCCGCGAGCGGCCAAGGAGCGACUACGUGCGGUUCCGAAAGUGGUUGUCAGAGACCGACCUAACGGACGAUCUAAGCGGACGAAUCAUGGAAUAUUCAUGGCAUAUGAUUUUUGGAAAAGAGCCUGUCCAUUGUCCCUCGGCUGAAGAGUGCUACUGCAAGGUGUUUGGGCUGUGCGACCUGACAUGUCCCAACGUCGACGCGUGCCACGACCGCUACCAGCUUCCGCCAUAUUCGACGCUUCCGAACGGCUGGCCGUAUAUCGGCUGGAACGGACAGAAACAAGAUCCGAGCAAGGGCGGGCUUCCCGAACCGAAGUCAUAA